AUGGCCACGGAAACCGAACAAGCAAUCAGCAUACUGGAAAAUACAGCCCUACUAUUGAAGAAAACACAGCUCAAUUUAUCAAAAUGCCCCAAACAACGACUGGCUAAAGUGGGCUACUUACAAACCAGAAUUAAAACAAUUGAAGAAUACUGGAUGAUUUUCAAAGAAGCCCAUAAAAAAUUAUUGACCUGUACCACUCGUGAGGAGCGUGGAUUGCUGCCAUAUUUCGAGAAUGAGGAAUUUUUUAUACAAGAAGAUUUGUACUUGUAUAUGUUGGGAGACUUGAAAGACAUGUUGGCGGCAGUCGAGUCUGCCAAAAGUAAACAAUCGCCACCAGAAGACCUGCAAAAUAAGAAAGUUCCCCUCCCAGUUAUACAUUUACCUCUGUUUUCGGGCGAGUACGAACUCUGGCCUAGUUUUAAAGAUUUAUUUUCAUCACUCGUCCACAACUGCUCGGCACUAAGUGACGUUGAAAAACUCCAUUACCUAAAAACCAGUGUGGCAGGUGAAGCAGCGACUUUAUUGAAGCACAUUACAGUAACAAGCGCUAACUACAUUCAAGCAUGGGGAACGCUGAACCAUCGAUAUAGGAACAAGCGUCUAAUAGUGAACGCAUUGUUGAAGCGACUUUUUGCCCAGAAGAAAUGUACUAGCCAAGCCGCAACCCAACUGAAAUCUCUACUCGACACCACCAACGAAGUAUUACAGAGUUUAGAAAAUCUGGAGGUGUCGACGGAUUCUUGGGAUCCCAGGACUUGUCGACUUGGAGGGAUCUGCAAUGAACGUGGACACACUACUGCAUUGAAGGCGCUAAUAGACUCAGGAUCUCAAGCAUGUUUUAUAAGUGAAAAGGCAACUCAGAUCCUGAAACUACACAAGACAGCAGUAGAUCUUAUCGUGUCUGGCCUUGAGUCCAUGAAGGUUAGAGUCAGGCAUGAAGUAAAUGUAAAUGUAUUAUCACGAUGGAAAAAUUUCAUUUUACCUAUUAAAGCCUACGUGAUGAAGAAGCCCUUGACCUCUAACAUACAUUCAGGCACAAUAAUAAAAAGAGAUUGGCCGCACCUUGCUGGCAUUCAACUGGGAGACGAAACAUUUUCCGCCUCCUGUAACAUCGAUCUGCUGUUGGGUGUCAAUGAGUAUGUAAAUAUUACGAAGAAGGGAUUGAUCAAAGGUCCACCAGAAGAUUUACUGAAAACAAUAUGGGAAGUUGAUGAAGAUACGAAAAGAAAUUUAACACAAAGGGAACAGUUAUGUGAAGAUAUAUACACUAAGACACAGAAGCGAGAUGAAUGUGGAAGAUAUGUUGUCAAAUUACCAUUCAACACUGAAGAACCUAAAUCAAAAGAAGGAAAUACGAGAGAUAUAGCAAUGAAAAGACUAAUGCAAUUAGAAAGAAGGUUCAAUCAAAAUAAAGAAUUAAAGCACGAAUACAAGAAGGUAAUUGAAGAUUACAUAGACCUAAACCAUAUCGAAGAAAUACCUACAGAAGAAAUAAAUAAUAGAUCAGUCUACUUACCUCACCACGCCGUGAUCCGUAAUGAUAAAGAAACCACGAAGACUCGUGUCGUAUUUGACGCUUCGUGCAAGGGCUCUAACGGUGUCUCUCUCAAUGACGAACUGUUGACGGGUCCUGUACUGCAAGACGAUCUGAGAAACCUGAUAAUGAGGUGGAGAACUCACGCCGUUUGUUUUGUUGCUGAUAUCCAGAAAAUGUACCGUAUGAUAUGGGUUGACCGAGAAGACGCAGAUUAUCAAAGAAUUUUGUGGAGAAAUGACCAAUCUGAAGAAGUCAAAGACUACAGAUUGUUGACUGUUACGUUUGGAACAGCUUUUGCUCCCUAUCUCGCCGUAAGAACCCUUAUGAAGUUAGCAGAAGAUGAAGGCGACCGGUAUCCCGAAGCUGCUAAGAUAUUGCGUGAAGAUUUUUACGUAGAUGACGCGAUGUCUGGAAGUGACAGUCUGCAACAAGCAAUAAAGAAUAGUAAAGAUCUGAGAGCGCUUCUUCAUUUGGGUGGAUUCGAACUAAAUAAAUGGUCAUCCAACAGCCGAGAAUUCUUGGAAACAGUUGAUCCUGGCGAAAGAUCGUCUAAUGCUAAUCUGGAAUUGAAGAUUGAUGGAAUAAUAAAGGCACUUGGCGUACAAUGGAAUUUAGGAAAAGACAGAUUCGAGUACAAGUUAAACUUACCUUCAAUCAGUGAAGUGAUCACGAAGCGAAGCAUUCUGUCUGACAUCCAAAAGUUGUUUGACCCACUCGGCUGGAUUGCGCCUAGCAUCGCUCUGACAAAGAUAUUAAUGCAAGAACUAUGGCUUGAAAGGAUAAACUGGGAUGAUGCAUUGAAUUCUAAAAUAGCCAGCAGGUGGAUCACAUUGCGAUCUGAUCUGGAACAUGUGAAUGGAAUCUACAUAGAAAGAUGGGUAGACGGUACGAACAAAACGACGCUUAUCGCAGCAAGAACAAGAGUGGCUCCAUUGAAAACAAUAUCCUUACCUCGUUUGGAGCUCUGCGGCGCGUUGAUACUCUCAAGAUUGCUUAAGCAAGUUGGUCAAGCAAUGAGAAUACCUGCAACUCAAAUUUAUGCUUGGACAGAUUCGUCCAUUGUCCUGUCGUGGUUAUUUGGAGAUCCAAACAACUGGAAGGUGUUUGUAGCAAACAGAGUUGUUGAGGUUACAACAAAUGUAUCCUGCAGUCAGUGGCAUCACGUCCAAACUCAAGAUAAUCCAGCUGAUGUUGGUUCCAGGGGGAUGUUAGUAGAAAAUCUGAAAAAGUGUGAAUUAUGGUGGCAUGGGCCAGACUGGUUACAACAAUCGAAGAUACAGUUCACUAAACCAAACAUAAUGCAAACAGAGAUUGAAAGGAAAAAUAAUAAAAUACAAAAUUUAAAAAUAACUUACAACAGAAAUGAACAAGAGAAGAGACUACUUACACAAUUUGAAGAAUUUGAUACACUAUUAGAGCUACUUAGAACAAUCACAUACUGCCGAAGAUUCCUGAAACAAAAAACAUUAAAGGACAGAAUAGAUAGCAAAAUCACAACUGAAGAACUACACGUAUCGAUGCAGACCUGUAUAAAAAGAGCACAAGAAGAAGAAUUUACAGAAGAUAUAAAAUCGUUAAAAACAAAAAAGAGAGUUAAGAAAACAAGCAAACUAAAAGCACUAGAUUCUUACCUUGACGAAGAUGGAAUCCUGAAGGUGGGCGGUCGGCUCAGGAACUCUGAACUGGCUAAUGAAGUGAAGCACCCAAUCAUUUUGGGUCAUGCAAGUAGACUUACCUAUUUAGUGGUCGCAGAAGCACAUUUGAAGACGCUGCAUGGAGGAGUGCAAUUGAUGCUCACUUACCUGCAAUCGAAAUACUGGAUACUCCGCGCGAAGUCCCUAGUAAAGCAGUGUAUCCAUCGAUGGAGAGCAUGA
Messenger RNA from Melitaea cinxia (Glanville fritillary), 3411 nucleotides. RefSeq lists its product as uncharacterized. The record is from RefSeq and is a predicted model, not a curated record. Lineage: Eukaryota; Metazoa; Arthropoda; Insecta; Lepidoptera; Nymphalidae. The transcript has 4 exons. The coding region runs from base 1 to 3411 and encodes 1136 amino acids.